UCUACGUGUUAUCCUACGCAGGAACACGCUCCCCGCCAACCCCGAUGGAUCGAUGAUCCAUGCCUCCUCUUAUCCGCUGCAGGGACCUGUGCUCUGCCGCACCCGCACCGACCGCCGGUACCAAAACCAAACCACGGUCUUGCUUGCUUCCCACCGUAUCAGGUCGUCUUCCUGCCCGGCCGCACGCUGGUUGCGCGGUUUCCUGCAACCUAAAAAUCCGGCCGGAUCACCUUGCUCUGCCCAUCUCAUCUCACUCACAUCCACGCUCCACUUAUACAUUAGCUACUUCGCUUCCUUCGGAUCUCGUGUCACCAAUCUCUCCGGCGAAGAUGUCGACGGUGACCCGUGCCUACCUCGACCAGAGGCUCGCCGCCGCCAAGCGCUGCUCCAAAGAGGCUGCUAUGGCGGGAGCCAAGGCCGCGGCGGUCGCCACCGUCGCUGCCGCAGUGCCCACCCUGGCGAGCGUGAGGAUGCUGCCGUGGGUGAGGGCGCACCUGAACCCCACCGGACAGGCGCUCAUCAUCUCCACGGUCGCCGGGAUGGCCUACUUCAUCGUCGCCGACAAGACCAUCCUCUCCAUGGCCAGGAAGCACUCGCACGAGAUGGCGCCAGAGCACCUGAAGAACACCUCCUUCCACUAAUUAGCCUAUAGUAGAUCCAUUAUUAGUAUAGUGUGUAAUAAACCGUGUCUGCUGAAGCCUGAAAGAUGGUAUAAUGUUGAGCGAGAGGGGCGAUCAGGCGAGGUGAUGGUAUAAUUAACUGAUGAUGUAUGUAAUAAUGUGGCCAUGUUCUCCAUCUUGUCAUCUUUCCAGGGAUCGUGAAUUAAUAACCAGCUCUUGUACAACUUUGCUUCAAGUACACUCACUCAU
Molecule: messenger RNA, 869 nt
Organism: Triticum urartu
Lineage: Eukaryota; Viridiplantae; Streptophyta; Magnoliopsida; Poales; Poaceae
Source: RefSeq, a predicted model, not a curated record